This is a messenger RNA of Lytechinus variegatus (green sea urchin), 2014 nucleotides long. It is a transcript of the gene sh2d4b, whose product is annotated as SH2 domain-containing protein 4B-like. Lineage: Eukaryota; Metazoa; Echinodermata; Echinoidea; Temnopleuroida; Toxopneustidae. Bases 230 to 1720 code for a protein of 496 amino acids. Gene Ontology annotation, cellular component: cytoplasm. The transcript has 11 exons. The record is from RefSeq and is a predicted model, not a curated record.
GUUGGAUUUCCGGAAUGUUAAUUAAUUGAGUGUGUUUCUUUGGCUGUUGUUUUGAUUCUAUUUUGACGGGAGUCGCUGUUUACUGGAUUGCUUUGGAGCUUAGCGCGAUUUCGAAACACCGUACCCGAGACUUCCGGGGGAGGCACGUGUGAGAGCACGCUGGGUUGGACUGUUCUGAGCAGUGCAGUGAUUUUUCCCUUUUUUUAGACAGUCCCACCUAUAAAUAACCAUGCUGCAACAGAUACUGAAGGAUAUGUACAUUGAUCCUGAGCUCCUGGCAGAGUUGUCUGAUCACCAGAAGGAGCUGCUCUAUGUCAAGAUGAGAGAGGAGCAAGUGAGAAGGUACAAGAUCUGGGAAGAGAAAGAGAGGAAGAAACCACCGAAGAAAGUACCAAAGAAAGGCAAUAAGAAGGUUGUUUGGCUUCAGGGUCGAGAUGGAUGUGAAUGGGUGUGGGUGAUGGGGCACCAUAAAGAUGACCUGACGAUAGAAGAGAUUCUAGAACGAGAGAACAAGGAGAAGGCUAGGUCACUGGCAGAGAAGGAGGCACAAGAAAAGAGGCUUCAGGAGCACUUUAUUUUCAGCACUGAAAAGGCAAAUACAACCCCUGUAAAGCCAGAGGACGACGACGAGGAAAGCAAAGGUUCCAUGAAAAAACAAGAAUUAGAAAUGAAGAAGAAAGAGAAAGAAGAACAAGAGAAGCAAAGGAAAUUGAAAGAGGAAGAAGAAAGACUGAAGAAGGAAGAAGAAGAGCUGGAGAGGAUACGAAAGAAAGCAGAAGCGGAGGCAUACGCUUCGUUGAAGGAGCUACGCCUCCAGAAGGAGAAGCUGGCGCGGGAGGAGGCAGAGAAGAAGAAGAAGGAGCAAGAACUGAAGGAGAAGAUGGAACAACUCAAGAGGGAAAGGGAACAGAAAGAGAAGGAGCAGAGGGAGCGGGAAGAGCAGCUCCGCAAGGAGGAGGAGGUAAGGAGGGAGGAGCUGUACAUGAGCCUCAAGAAGAUCAGGGAGGAGCAAAAGAAAGCAGCCAUGAAAGAAAAAGAUCAAGCUGACAAGAUGUUUGAAGUCCAAUUAAGAGAAUCCAAGAGAGCAGACAAGAACAGGAGCAAUCGCGCAAGGAUAGCCAGGGAGGAGGUCAGAAGGUCAAGGAUGAGCAAAGACUUGACCAACCUAUCCAUCCAGGAUGUCAAAGACAAGAAGAUUGUUCCUCCAGAGAAACCAUUUGAGGUUGACAAACCAUCACUUCCUCCAAGGAAGAGACAAGCGCCAAGACCUCCCAAGCCCACCGGCCACAAAUCUGUAGUUGAGUGGUUCCAGAAAGAAGAAUGCCUAAGACAGGCAGGACUUCUCAAGAACAGCCAAGAGAUCGCUCCUUGGUUUCAUGGAAUCAUCACACGACAGCAAGCAGAAUAUCUCCUCUACCCACAGAGUGAAGGUCACUUUCUAAUAAGGGUCAGUAAUCGUAUCUGGGGAUAUGCCCUCUCGUAUCGGGACAAGGAAAGGGCGAAACAUUUCUUGAUAGACGCAUCCGGUAGCAUGUAUAGUUUCUUUGGCCAAGACCAAAAGGACCAUGCUUCACUGGAAGAUCUUGUCCAGUUUCAUAUGCAUGCGCCAAUAUCAGAGAUGGGAAAAGAAAUCUUGAAAACACCCUGCGGUCAAGCAGCGGAUCCACCCGACUAUCAAGAGCUCUUCUCUAACCAAGCCAAUCACGAAACACCGCUUUGAUAACAGUAUUCACAAGGGUUUUAUAUCUAACCAUUUAGAAUGCAGCACUUCCUAAGCAGUAGUUGGGACAGUAAUCCAAACAUAUUUUUGUAGUGACAUUUCAAGAGGCAUUUAUCAAAUGAAUUGGAAUGUAGUAGCAGUAAUUGGGACAUUUGAACAUCAGAACAGUAAAUUGCACUGUUUUGAAAGCAGCAUUCAAAAAGCAUUUACCAAACGAAUUGGAAUGCAGUACUUCAGUUGCAGUACAUGUAUUGGGAACGCAAAGGCAUUGUUUAAGCCAAUCAUAUUACAGUA